AAAUGGGCCAUUUUUCUCAUGUAGAUGUUAAUGAGUGCGAAGAAUCGGAAGUUUGUGGGCCUAACUCCGUAUGCACCAACACCGUGGGCAGUUAUGAGUGCGCAUGCGCAGAAGGCUACACCAUGGGAGACGAUGGACAGUGUGUUGAUGUGGACGAGUGCCUCCCAGGCACAAACUGUGAUGUCAAUGCCCAGUGUACUAACACUGAAGGUAGCUUUGAAUGCGCAUGCGCUGAAGGCUAUGAAGGCGAUGGUUUGGAAUGCACAGAUAUCGAUGAGUGCAGCAACGAUGAUCACGACUGCCAUUCAGAUGCCGUGUGCAUCAACACUGCCGGAAGUUUCGAGUGCGCAUGCUCUGAAGGAUUUGAAGGAGACGGAAGAACGUGCACUGCUGUAGCCGAAGAGGAAGAAUUACCAACUUGUGAAAGUCGCAGCUGCAAGGGAGAUUGUCUGAAUUACACGGACGGCGGCCAGGUUUGCCGCUGCAGAUCUUGGAAGAAGUAUGGAAACGGUUGCGAUGUCCUCAAGCAGACCUGUUCGACCAAUUGGAAACGAAGCUGCGGCAAACUUCAGCUUGACGACGGAGUAAUAUGCAAGUUCUGGUGUCCACCUGGAUGUAACGAGGCUGGAAAACUGUUUGGCAAUGAUACUUACACCGCAAACUCCCAUGUCUGCCGUGCUGUCAUCCACGCCGGUCUUGAUGAAAAUGCUGAAGGUGGCUUUUUCCUCGCGGUGGGGCUUACCUACGAUGGCCCUUAUGAAGGAGUUACCCGUUUUGGUUUGACCUCGCGAAACAAAAAUCGCUACACUGGUGGUACUUUCCGCAUUGUGGGUGAUGAAGAUAUCAUAGAAUAA
Messenger RNA from Lingula anatina, 854 nucleotides. RefSeq lists its product as uncharacterized. The record is from RefSeq and is a predicted model, not a curated record. Gene Ontology annotation, molecular function: calcium ion binding. NCBI's taxonomy places the organism in Eukaryota, Metazoa, Brachiopoda, Lingulata, Lingulida, Lingulidae.